Molecule: messenger RNA, 1216 nt
Organism: Rubroshorea leprosula
Lineage: Eukaryota; Viridiplantae; Streptophyta; Magnoliopsida; Malvales; Dipterocarpaceae
Source: the annotation of a GenBank genome assembly
UCUUCAACUUUUGUUGUUGUCAUUGGAAGAUAUGGGAGAUUUUCUUUCUUCACUACAAUUAAGUCAUGAUAUGGUUAUUCACUUUUUCUUGGCUGUCAGCAUUUAAAAAGUUUUUGUAAUUCCACUCCUCUUCUUGUUCUUCAACUUCUGUUGUUCCCAUGGGAGAGAUUUUCUUUCUGGCAUCAGCUUUUCUAGCUUUCAGUUCCAGGGGUGCAAUUUUGUUAUUUUGUCUCUACCAUUGUGGUUUAAACUUCAAGUCAGUGGCCUAUUUAUUGCUAAAUAGGAGAUAUUCAAGUAGAACAGGACUGAUUACAAUUCCUUCUCCUCUCCUAAGUCCAGUUCUGUAGCUUGACAACCUUAAUUUACUAUUUAUUUGCUUUCUUAAUCUUGUUAUAAUGAUCUAACAUUUUCUAUUACAUUAGGCAUCAGAUUCAACAAAAGAAACUCAGCAUGAGCUCUCUGCCCUAGAGUUUAUGUUUCCCUACAUCUCUUUGCUAUAUGCUUUGUAAGUUUUGACAAUAUUUUUUUGCCUUAAGUUUUUAGAGAUACUAAUUGUAAGGUGCUAGUGAAACUGCAGGUAUAUUGAGUUUUAUGAUGUGAUGUCUGUGCCGAUGGCAAUAGCUCUGUCUGGUCAACUUCUUCUUGGGCAACCUGUAAUGGUUAAACCUUCUGAGGCAGAAAAGAAUCUUGUUCAGUCUAAUGCCUCUGGUGCAGGCUCUGGUGGUGUUGCUGGACCAUAUGGAGCAGUGGACAGAAAAUUGUAUGUUGGGAAUUUACAUUUCAAUAUGACGGAACUGCAGCUCAGACAGAUUUUUGAACCUUUUGGUCCUGUGGAGCUCGUGCAACUACCUCUUGACAUUGAGACUGGCCAAUGCAAGGGUUUUGGGUUUGUUCAGUUUGCUCAGCUUGAGCAUGCAAAGUUAGCUCAAAGUGCUUUGAAUGGAAAGCUGGAGAUCGCUGGUCGAACCAUUAAGGUUUCGUCAGUCACAGAUCAUGUUGGUACACAAGAUACUACAGCAAAAUCUGCUGACUUUGAUGAUGAUGAAGGUGGUGGCUUGGUGAGUUGAAUAUUAUCAUGAUUUUUAAGAUUAAUGCUACUUUUUGUGGUUUUGUGUCUGGUCUCUUACAUUUUGAUGAUAAUUAUUUUUCUUCCUGCAGUUUCUUCAAAGAUGCAAUUAGUUUUCAUGAUUAUCUUGUAUAAAUAGUUAGCAUAACC